Molecule: messenger RNA, 1074 nt
Organism: Alternaria rosae
Lineage: Eukaryota; Fungi; Ascomycota; Dothideomycetes; Pleosporales; Pleosporaceae
Exons: 1
Coding region: 87-665 (192 amino acids)
Source: RefSeq, a predicted model, not a curated record
AAAACAUAUUCAAACAUCAAGACAACAUCUACCUACCAGCUUACCAUCUUCACCCUACACUACUUCCACACCCAACUCCAAUCAAGAUGAAGUUCACCACCGCUGCCAUUGCUGCCGCCGCUGCCAGCCUCGUCACUGCUCUUCCCACCGACUCCAAGAUCAAGGAUGGCGAUGUCUUCACAAUCCAAACCAUCCGCUCAGGCAGCGACUUCCAGUACAGCACCUUCCAGGCUGUCCAGAACUCCCUUGUGAUCAACGCAGGCGAGCAGAACGCAUCCUGCGGUCCGGAACCCCACAACUACGCUUCGUUCCAGCUCAGCAACGGCAGCCUCUACCUCUACACUGCCAACCCUCCUCAGCAAUUCUUCGUCGACAGGUCCGGCAUGGGUCAGGGCGUUAUCCAGUACACCACCGGUGCUCAACCCAUGGUGAAGAACGGAGAAAGGACCACCUUCGCCAUCAAUGACGACGGAAACCUUGUCUUCCGUGACCAGACUGGCGAGGACAUCGAGUUCCAGGCUUGCCAGCCUUCUAUUGGCGGCGGGUACUCUGUCUGGUUGGGCGGCGUUACCAAGCCUGCUGGAGCCGAGGAGUGCUACGGCUUCACCGCAAGGGCGAUCAAGGAAGAGAACCCCACCAAGUGCCUCUACACCCAGUACCCAUAAGGGAACUGCAACGGACACUUUGGCUUCGUCGAUCGCGGAUCGUAAAGACUACCUACACUGUAAAUAUUUGAGCGGCAAUCUUUUCUUGUAAAUACAAAACGUAUAUAGACAACUUUAUUUCAACCCAAACAAACCCCGAUCUUGACAGUGAUUUCGUCUGUAGUAGGCAGUUUGACCUGCUGUUGCCCGUGGUAUGUUGUUGUGGCGGGUUUCCUACCAAUCCACCACACAGCCGGAAGGGAGAGAUGAAUCGGUAUUGAGAUAGAAAUCCAGCUCAUGGAACGAAGAUGCUGGAAACUCAUCGCGACAGUGGACGAACAGAAACCAUCGAAGAAGAAAGAGGGAGAAUGACGCUCACCCCAAAAGCAACGCGAUUGUGGUGUGAACUUGGAUAGGAAAGUGGAGAGGU